AUGAUCGGCCGUCUGAUUGCAGGCCUUGGAGUUGGUGCACUCAGUUUGCUCGUGCCUAUGUAUCAAGCUGAAACUGCGCCACCGUGGAUUCGAGGUGCCCUGGUCUGCACUUAUCAACUAUUCAUCACACUAGGAAUUUUCUUGGCCGCCUGCUUCAACUAUGGCACCUACACGCAUCAGCGAGAUAAUUCUGGCUCCUGGCGUAUUGUUGUCGGACUUGGGUGGGCAUGGACGCUCAUCCUAGGUCUCGGCAUUUUACUUUUCCCCGAGACACCUCGCUACGCAUACCGUCACGGCCGCAUCCAGGAAGCCAAAGAAACGUUGUGCAAGGUCUACGGCGCUCCUGCAAAUCAUUACAGUAUCCACAUUCAAAUGGAAGAGAUAGAGAACAAACUACGGUCCGAAACCCAUAAUUCUGGUGGAAUAGUCCGUGAGUUUACCGGAAUGUUCAAGGCACCGCGGAUGCCCUACCGCAUUGCUUUAGGAAUGACACUGCAGGCGUUCCAACAACUCACAGGCGCCAACUAUUUCUUUUAUUAUGGGACAACUAUAUUCAGGUCUGUGCAGAUCGACUCCUUUGUUACGCAAAUGAUUUUGAACGGUAUCAAUUUUGGCACGACUUUCAUUGGUCUGUACUUAAUCGAGCAUUACGGCCGGAGAAAAUCUCUCAUUGCAGGAAGCGCCUGGAUGUUCGUUUGUUUCAUGAUUUUCGCAUCUGUCGGUCACUUUUCUCUCAACAUCGACCGACCUGAACUGACACCCCCGCCUGGUAUUGCUCUUAUUGUCUUUGCCUGUCUUUUUAUUCUCGGAUACGCGACAACUUGGGGUCCGAUGAUCUGGACCGUCCAAGCAGAAAUCUUCCCAUCGCGCUAUAGAGCAACAGCAAUGGCGCUCUCGACAGCAAGCAACUGGACAUGGAAUUUCCUAAUAGCUUUCUUCACACCAUUCAUCACGAGUGCCAUUGAUUUUCGAUAUGGCUACGUGUUUGCAGGUUGCAACUUCGCUGCCGCAGUCAUAGUGUACUUUUUCCUGAUUGAAGGACAAGGCAAGACACUAGAGGAGAUCGACACGAUGUAUGUCCAGCAUGUCGCCCCGUGGAAUAGCUCGAAAUGGGACCCGCCAGCAUCAUUGGAGGAGGGUAAGAAAACUAGCAGCAAUGCUGGUACAGAGACUGCUGCGGAACAUUUGGAGGCUACCUGA
This is a messenger RNA of Aspergillus chevalieri, 1200 nucleotides long. Its product is annotated as hexose transporter hxt1. NCBI's taxonomy places the organism in Eukaryota, Fungi, Ascomycota, Eurotiomycetes, Eurotiales, Aspergillaceae. Gene Ontology annotation, biological process: carbohydrate transport; transmembrane transport. The record is from RefSeq and is a predicted model, not a curated record. The transcript has 3 exons. Gene Ontology annotation, molecular function: carbohydrate:proton symporter activity. The coding region runs from base 1 to 1200 and encodes 399 amino acids. Gene Ontology annotation, cellular component: plasma membrane.